This is a messenger RNA of Linum tenue, 1359 nucleotides long. NCBI's taxonomy places the organism in Eukaryota, Viridiplantae, Streptophyta, Magnoliopsida, Malpighiales, Linaceae. The record is from the annotation of a GenBank genome assembly.
UAUACUAUGGUCAAGAAGAAGAUGCCUCCGAAGCCAAAGGUUGAUAGAAUUAGUAAGCUUCCUGUCCAUCUUAUACAGCUUAUUCUCACGUCAUUGCCCAUAAAAGAAGCUGGGAGAACAAGUGUACUGUCGAGAGAAUGGAGGCACCAUUGGAAAAGUAUCACCCACCUUGUGUUUGACAAAGAUUUCGAUUCACCGGAUUACAGUGAUUCUGAUGAAGAAAUUAGUGCUGAUAAGCUAAUGUCGAGCAUCCAGAAAACUCUGCAGGUUCACGAUGGGCCUAUAACAGAGUUUGUGGUUUCGAAUUAUCGGUUAACAACUACUGUCGAGAUCGACCCCUUGAUUUCACACCUUAUCGAGAAAGGGGUCUCGCGCCUUUCCCUUCUGUACUGUUGCCGCGAUGACACUCGACAGUAUGAAGACGAGAUCGACCCUUCCCUUUUUCGUGCUGUUCAAGUGGACAGGCUGAAACUGCAGGGAUGUGAACUUGUCGAACCGUCUUGGUUUACCGGAUUUACCAGGCUGACCUCUCUUCACUUGGACAUCGUUGGUCUGCCCGAAGAUUUCUUCGAUAGUUUCCUUCUGAACUGUCCCCUGCUUGAGGAUUUGAGGGUUUUCUACUUUCGGGGUCUUAAUAUAGUUGAAGUUGAGGCUCCACCGCGCCUCAAAGUGUGCAUCCUGAGGGCGGAUCUCGGUUUAGUUGAUAUUAGCUUCAGCUAUGCUCCACUUCUGUCUGUUGUCUCAAUUCAUGCGGAAGAGUGCGGGGACGAACCUGAAACAGAUGUGGUCUCUUUAUUUGCUUCUCUCCCGGCACUCCAAAGGUUUUACAUUAGCUUUGAGUGCCUUGAAUUACUUGCUGCAGGUUCUGUUCCCGACAGGCUUCCGGUUGCGCUUCACUGCUUAGAAGUUCUUGACAUUCGCAGAUGUGACGAUGAAGACAGUUCGCUUGAGCUGGAGCUUGUCCUUUGUCUCAUCAGAAGUUCCCCCAACUUGAAUAAACUUACAAUUAAGAUGGACGUUGACGAAGACUUGCGUUUUAAGGGGGAUUUGAAGCUGUCGGAACGUGAACCAGAGGCACAUCCUGAAGAUGAAGAUAGCUUCUGUCAGCGUCUUGACGAAGUCGAAAUUCGGCUCAGUGGAUUCUCUCAGGUUGAGCUGGACCUGUUGAGGUUCGUGUUGGCCAACGCCCCGCUACUGAGAAGGAUUGUCAUUCAGCCUAAGAGCAGAUUGAGGUGGGAAAAAUGCCUCAAGUUCCUGGGAGAGAUUAAAGAGUAUGAUUGUGCUUCAAAAAAUGUAGAGAUCAUAUAUGUGAACAAGUCUGGUGUGAUGUUCUUCAGUAUGAGACUGGCAAAUGUUUAA